AUGACAAGCACAAGAGAAGUGCAGACAUUAGCCCAAGUCCUUAAUGACUUUCGACUCAACAGCUUUCACGCCGAACGCCUUACUCAGUUUAUUGGAGAUAGUGAUAUAAUCGAAGGUCACAUUCGUACAGGCAUGGUGCAAUUGAUUGAUGCUGCAAUAGAUCUAGAAGAACUUGAUCAAGGUGAUCAGGUCAAAAGACUUCAAAAAUCCGUACCCGAUUUUAUUGAUCUUGAACACAAGUAUUCGUCUCAAAAGGAGACUAUUCAAAAAAUUAAACAAAAGUCUUUGCAGAGCGGAGGCACGAAAGAUAUGAUAAAAGACUAUGAAGAUGAAAUACACAAAGAAGAGGAUGAAUACAAUAGUCUUUCGGCUAAACAAAAGUAUGGUGAAAACGAGUUCAUGAGCGAAUUUAAACAAGCGGUGUGGAAUGUCAAACAUCCUAAUGAGGAAAUGCCAGAGAAUGAAGAGGUCGAAGAAGAGGACGGAGGAGAUGACGACGAUGUGAUUGUUAGCAGUACAAAACGAUCUUUGACCUGUCCAUUAACUACAACUUGGUUCGAGGAUCCUGUGACAAGCUAUGACUGCAAGCACACGUUCUCCAAAAAGCCAAUUGUGAAUAUGAUCAGAGCACGACAUGGAAUUGUUCAGUGCCCUAAUCCAGGUUGUAACAAAACAUGGAAAAUGGGCUGUUUCUUCCAAGACACGUUGAUGGAAAGACGAGUAGGAAGAGCAAAGAUGAUAGUAGAAGAAGCAAAAAACAGAGAGUUUUAUGACGUUGAAUAA
This is a messenger RNA of Phycomyces blakesleeanus NRRL 1555(-), 783 nucleotides long. Its product is annotated as MIZ-type zinc finger transcription factor. Bases 1 to 783 code for a protein of 260 amino acids. The record is from RefSeq and is a predicted model, not a curated record. The transcript has 7 exons. NCBI's taxonomy places the organism in Eukaryota, Fungi, Mucoromycota, Mucoromycetes, Mucorales, Phycomycetaceae. Gene Ontology annotation, cellular component: nucleus; Smc5-Smc6 complex. Gene Ontology annotation, biological process: double-strand break repair via homologous recombination; protein sumoylation. Gene Ontology annotation, molecular function: zinc ion binding; SUMO ligase activity.